Zophobas morio is the source of this 3014-nucleotide messenger RNA. RefSeq names its product bifunctional 3'-5' exonuclease/ATP-dependent helicase WRN-like. Bases 85 to 2931 code for a protein of 948 amino acids. NCBI's taxonomy places the organism in Eukaryota, Metazoa, Arthropoda, Insecta, Coleoptera, Tenebrionidae. Gene Ontology annotation, cellular component: cytoplasm; nucleoplasm; chromosome. The transcript has 11 exons. Gene Ontology annotation, molecular function: ATP binding; nucleic acid binding; 3'-5' DNA helicase activity. The record is from RefSeq and is a predicted model, not a curated record. Gene Ontology annotation, biological process: double-strand break repair via homologous recombination; DNA replication; telomere maintenance.
AAUGACUAACCAUAUUGACACCAAAACAAAAUCAAAAUACGUUGAUUUGUUUUUUUUUCUGUUUUUGUUAAUUUUUGUGUUAAAAUGGAUUUGAGUGACAUCGAUGAUGACAUUCUUGAUCAAUUUAUGGAUAGUUUUACUGAAGAAUGUCAAAAAGAGGUUAAGCCAGAAUUAUCAAAACUAGAAAUUAAGAAAGAUCCAGGUCCUGAACACAUACAAGUAUUGUUGAACUAUUUUGGCCACCAGAACUUCCGACCAAUGCAAUGGGAAAUCAUUUCCGCUAUAAUUUAUAAUCGGAGAGACGUCUGUGCUGUAAUGAGCACUGGCUAUGGUAAAUCCUUGUGUUUUCAGUUCCCAUCAACUUUCCUAAGUGGAAUAACGUUAGUAAUUUCGCCUUUGAUCGCCUUAAUGGAAGAUCAAGUGUUGUCAUUAGAAGUAUCAAAUAUCCCAGCCUGCCUCUUAGGGACAGCUCAAAAAAAGCAAAAGGCGGUAGUUGAAGACAUUUUUAAAAAUAAAUACAGUUUGGUAUACUUGACGCCGGAAUUUUGCACAGGCGAUUAUGGCGCUGACUUAUUAAAAAAAAUGAGCACUGAGCUUUCAGUUGUGCUCAUUGCUAUUGAUGAAGCGCACUGUAUUAGUUCAUGGGGGCACGAUUUUCGCCACCAGUAUCGACAGUUGGGGACUUUGAGGACGAUUUUUGCAGAGGUACCAAUUAUAGCGGUCACCGCUACUGCCACUUCAAGAGUGCGCCAGGAUAUUAUCACAAACUUAAAACUACGAAAUCCUUUGCAUAUUUGCACUGGAUUUGAUAGGCCUAACAUUUAUUUUGAAGUUAAUAUGAAAAGUUCAGGUGGCGUAUUCAAGGAUUUAAACAAGUUUAUGAGUUAUGAAGGCGCUACUUGGAAGUUUUCAGGAUCAACCAUUAUCUAUUGUAUUACACGAAAAGAAACUGAAGAGUUAGCUACUAUAUUAAAGGGUAGUGGUAUUAAAUGUCUCCCUUAUCACGCCGGUUUAUCAAUAGACACAAGAGAGGAAACUCACAGGCUAUUUGUAAAAGACAAAGUUGAUGUAAUUGUAGCCACAAUUGCUUUUGGAAUGGGAAUUGAUAAACCAGACAUCCGAAACGUCAUUCAUUAUGGUUGCUCUAAAAGCAUAGAAAGUUAUUACCAGGAAGUUGGGAGAGCUGGUCGCGACGGUCUUCCAGCACACUGUGCAACGUUUUAUGCUAAUGGUGAUUUUCGUAUUCUUAGGUGUCUGAAUUCGACAUCUAGCGGUAGUUUAGAGCAAAAGGAGGCUAGUUUGAAAAAAAUAGAAGAGUACUUUAUGACGCGAAAGUGCCGGCGGCGGUUUAUUUUGGAACAUUUUGAGGAUAAGGUUGAUCACUUGGACAAACCUAGGAAGACUUGCUGUGAUAUUUGCACAAAAAUAUUGUGUGACGCUAGGACUGAUUGCGAAAAAUACGAAGGGAUAGACGAAAAUGGCUGCUACGAUUUUACUAAAGACGCUAAAACAUUCCUGAAAGCUGUAUCCGUCUUCAAUAGCGCGAAAUUUGGUUUAGGAAUUUAUAUUUUAUUUCUCAGGGGCUCGAAUUCGUCAAAACUUCACGAACGUGAAAGAAAACAUGAAUUUUUUGGGAGCGGAAAAAACCGGUCAGAAGCUUGGUGGCAGGCCAUUGCCAAGCUUCUCGUACAAGAAAAAUAUUUGCUCGAAAAAACCGAAAAAACGUCAAUGGGGUUUACAUAUGUUGCAAUUUCGUUGUCAGAUAAAGGAAGGGGGAUGAUUUCUAGCGACGAAAAACUUGUAAUACCUCCGACAUCUACCAUUGUUAAGUUAUUGAAGCCAAAAUCGAACCCUCAAAAGACGUCUAGCAGCGUGUGGAUAUCCUCCACACAAAAACCCACCAUUGCCCCUUCAACCAGCAAGAAACCAGUUCCCGAAACCACCGAAACCCAAGCCGAAAUCGACAAACGCAUGGCUUUAUAUCGCAAACUCCUCGAACAGAGAGGCGAAAUCGCCUCCCAGCUCGACUGUAUGCCGUACAUGGUCGCCUCAAACGCGGCCUUAAUGACCAUGUCAAAGCUCAGACCCGCCACUCUUCCAGAAUUGCGCAGCUUAAACCUUGACGGGUUUACGGAAGCCAAAAUAAAUAAAUUUGGCGACAUAUUUUUGGAAGUCAUCACUGGCACUUCAAGACAGGUGUCAAGCGGCAGGAAGCUCUCAAUCAAAGAGAUUCUCGGGCGGAAUCCGUUGCCAGAAGUUUCAAUGGGUCUGACGGCCCAAGUUUCUUGUACCAUGAUAGAGUCGGGUCUCACUGUGGGGGAAAUUGCGGAGAAGAGGAGCGUGACGAAGGGGACUAUAGUGUCACAUUUGUUGCUGGGAAUCAAAUUUGGGUAUCCCAUUAAAAUGGCGGAGUUGGGCGUCACGGAGGAAAACCGGGAUGUGAUUGUUAAGGUUUAUAGGAAAUUCUGCAUGACCGGUUUUACACCAGUGAAACUAACCCCCUUAAAAGAACAGUGCCCUCCCGAAAUAACGUUUGAUGACAUAAGGACCGUGCUAGCGUAUUUGCAAGUGCGCUGCCAUCUUGAGAAACUUAACAUUCCGUAUCAAGAAUUUGAAGAUUUUCAGUACAAUGAAGUAGAUUCAGAGGGUUGUAGUGACAAGGAUUGGGUUGUCAAGAGUGAAAUCAAAGACUUCCCACAAACACAACCAGAAGUUACUGAAUCGCCAGCCAAGAAGAUUAAGACUGAGUUUGAUGUUUCUGACUAUGAUGACAUUCUUGGUUCUCCACCUAAAAGUCCAGCCCCAAAUAAGUGUGACGAGGGGAAUACCAAACCUACGUCCGAAGAACCAACUCAGACCACAAUCGUCAAUAGAAACGUCAAAUCAAAAAAGAAAGUGCUGCCACCUUGGUUCACCAUUAGAAAACAUUAAAUUUCAUGUUCUCGUUUUUUAUUGUUUACAUUUUAAGUACCAAAUGUUCUAAAUAAUGUUAUAAACUAUUUUUGACUAAUUUA